Onychostoma macrolepis is the source of this 2296-nucleotide messenger RNA. RefSeq lists its product as uncharacterized. NCBI's taxonomy places the organism in Eukaryota, Metazoa, Chordata, Actinopteri, Cypriniformes, Cyprinidae. The coding region runs from base 31 to 648 and encodes 205 amino acids. The transcript is spliced from 4 exons. The record is from RefSeq and is a predicted model, not a curated record.
UUUGAUCAGUGCUUUUACAGACGGAAGACAAUGGAGAAGGUCAUGCUCUUUUGUGUUUUUUCGUACAGGAUUGUUCAGAUCAGCUCCAGUGAUGUUUCAGGACAUGAUGUGACUCUGUUACGAUUCCGGCUGAACGAAAAGAUCAGUCUGAACUGCAACAUGACCGGCAAAAUCAGAACGGCCUGGUAUCACCAGAAUCCUGAUACUGGACGACUAACACUACUGCUGUCUACCAUCUCUGAUACCUUUCAAAACUAUCAAAACUAUCGCAUAUUUACAAGAAUAGGGACCAACACAGCCUCGCUAGUUAUUACUGAUCUAACAGAGUCAGAUUCAGGUCUUUAUUUCUGUGGAACAUCAAUGUUUUUAGAUGAAAUGCACUUUGAUAAACCCAUCAGACUAGUGAUGGAGGACGAGCUGACAGACAGAGAAGACAAAGCUCAUUCCGUCACAGAACCGCCAGAGGAUGUUGAGAUCACAGCCUCUAUAGUCGCGGUGAUGCUGACGGAGCGUGUGAUGAUAUUCGGUGGUGUUGGUCUGGCUGUGUUUGUGCUUUUUCUGUCUACAGUCAUUACAGGAGGAAUCAUUCACUUUUACGGUUGGCAGAAAGGAUGGACCGCAGCCAAACGUGCUGGUCUGACUGAUUGAAAAAAAAAAACUAGAUGACACUAAAUUUGUGUGCUUUACUCUAUCACAAUAAUCAGCAUUGUUGUAUGUUACCACUGAAUGGUGACUCACCAAUGUGGUUCAGAUCUCACUUAGACUUCUGUUGUGGCAAAGCUCUCGAGGAGCAUUAAAGUGCCCCUUUUAUGCUAUUUGAAAGGUUCAUAAUUUGGUUUUGAGAGGCCUCAACAAUAGGUUUGCAUGCAUGCAAGAUCAAAAAACAUGCACUUUCAUUAACUCUUUUGUGCAUGAUUCUUAAACGAUUCGUUCGAAGAUUCAUCUUUCCAAACCCCUCCUUUGUGUGAGGCUACUCUGCUCUGAUUGGUCAGAUUUGUUUGACUUUGUUUCUUUGAGAGAAAAUGGGCGAAUUCCAAACGUUUUUUUUGCGCCCUUCAAGGGCACUUUGGGAAGGGGACACCAUUUGUAGGGACGUUCAACUGAUUGCCUUCACGAAGGGCCCUUCCAGAAGUCCGUUAGCGAAGGGAACAUGCGAUGGUCACUUCACAGAACUGAAUUCUGUUUGUGAUCAUGUGAUCUUCAGUUAGGAGCUCUUACGAUGCAUUUUAAAGCAAAGUUGGGGUUAAUUUCACUUCACAUACAAACGUAAGUAGAAUAGGCUGAUUAAAUUUGUCUUUAUUUUAAUCUGAUACAAAAUAUUUUUUGUCUGUGAUGGAAAUAUGAUUUAAGAUGGUAUUGUAAGUCAGUUUAAGCACGUUUAGUUUGAAAAGGUUUAAUAGUAAAUAAGACACAGUGAGACAAUAUUUAAAUAAAAUAAUAAUAAUGAGAUUAAAUAUUUAUUUGCAACAAUUUAUGGAGUGCUGAAUGCUGCACGCACAUGCAGCGUUGUCAAGGUAACGUUUGGUCUGUCAUUGCCCUCACCAAGGGAGUUCCAAAUGCUUAUACGAGACAGUAAUGCCCUACACCCUUAAAAGAACACACUUCAAAGGGCUUCUGUUUGGAAUUCACCAAAUAACUUCAUGUUGCACUUUCAGCUUUACAACUUCGCAGACUGUUUACAUUCAAAUACAGCUACAUUACACACUGCAUGAAUGGUAAUUUUCAAAAAUCCAUAAUAGGGGCACUUUAAUAUGUACAUUUAAGCUGAUUUCAAGAGAGUGUAAAUACCAUGGCACAUAAAGCUUGUUCAAAUAAAAUGUCUUCAAUGUUAAAUGUGUUUGUUGGGAGUUCUGAUCAAAUAAAGAGCAGUAAAACUAAGAAAUCACACGUGUUUGUGCAUUUUCUGACAGAAAACCUGAUUAUUAGCAAUGCUAAACCUCGUCAGACACAAGAGGGUUAGGGUUAACCCUAACCCUAAUUAAAAAUCACAAAAAAAUACAUUCUAAAAAUUAAUUUAAAAAAAAAAACAUUCAUUGUAAAGCAUGAAUAUGUGUCAAAUUAAAUGUGGAUGUACAAUUUUAUAGUUUAUAUGUAAUUGUAUAUUUUGUACAAUUGUCUUUUUAAAUAUGUGUGUUUAAAUAAUAUUUCUUUUUAAUGUAGCAUAUAGUGUCUCCUACAGUGAUUUCAUCAUCAUCAUCAUCUACUGGAGAGUUUUUCCUCACCAAUGUUGCUUUGUCUGGUAUUUGCAUUGUUAUUAUUUGUAAAUCUGAUUUGAAAGAGAAUGUAUUGUGAAAAA